UCUGAUCUGUCAGUUUUAUCGCAGUCUUCGUAUUUUUAUUUACAUUUACAUGAAAUUGAUUAAGAUACGACAUCGACACUCAUAAGCGAAACUGUUUUGUAAUGUAAGCAUUGCAUUCGUAGGAGUAGGGAGCGCGGAAUGUUGCUAAAGCAUCAAGAGCAAUAAUAUAGUUGACGAGGAACGCAUAACAGAGAAGGUGCGUCGCAGUGUACCAGUGUUGCGUUGCGGUGAAAUUAAUUAAGUAGAAUAAUUAUUAUAAAUUCAUAUAAAUUUGGUACAAUUAUAUUAUUCUAACUCCAUCAAGAUGGAUCGGCGAUUCAUAAACGUUAUUUUGUUAGGAUUUGGCUUUAUGUUUGUCUUUACUGCGUUUCAAACAAUGGGGAAUAUAGAGAAAACGAUCCUCGACAGCAUCGCCCAAGAUGACCCCUCUUUCACUGGCGACGGGUACACGUCUCUGGCCAUCAUCUACGCCACGCUGGCCGUGUGCAACUGGCUGGCUCCGUCCGCCAUCACGCUCACGGGCCCGCGCGGCGCCAUGAUCAUCGGCGCGCUCACUUACCUGUUCUUCAUAGUGACGUUCAUGUUUCCCCGCACCGCUUUACUGUACGCGGCAAGCGUGCUGAUCGGCGCCGGCGCGGCCUCCAUAUGGACGGGGCAGGGCAACUACUUGACCGUCAACAGCGAUGCUGAGACCAUCUCCCGCAACUCUGGAGUGUUCUGGGCCAUGCUGCAGUGCAGUUUAUUCUUCGGUAACCUCUUCGUGUUCAUAAAGUUCCAAGGCAAGCAGCACAUCGACCAGGAGACCCGUAAUAUGGUGUUCGGAUGCCUGACCGCAGUAUGCGCCCUUGGCAUAGUGUUCCUGCUGUUACUGAGGCCCGCUAAGCGCGCACCAGCUAUUGAAGAUGCCAAGAUUGAAGUUGUAAGCAAUGAGCCCACCAGUCCCUUGGACGCAUUCAAAGGAGCCCUGAAUUUGUUCUGCACCAGAGACAUGCUGUUGUUAAGUGUCACGUUCAUUUAUACUGGUGUGGAAUUAUCAUUCUUCAGCGGAGUGUACAGCCCGAGUAUUGGCUUCACGCUGUCCAUGGGCGAGAACGCGAAGCAGCUGGUCGGGCUGUCUGGAGUUUUCAUCGGUCUGGGAGAGGUUCUAGGCGGAGCUCUCUUCGGGAUCCUCGGCUCCCGCACGACCCGCUGGGGCCGCGACCCCAUCGUGUUCGCCGGCUACCUCAUCCACAUCACCAGCUUCUUCCUAAUCUUCAUCAACCUACCCAAUGUCGCGCCUUUCGGAGACACCAACGAAACCUCCUACAUCACCCCCUCGCCGCCUCUCGCCAUGCUCUGCAGUUUCCUAUUAGGCUUCGGUGAUGCGUGCUUCAAUACGCAAAUAUACUCCAUAUUGGGAGGGAACUAUGCCGAUAACAGCACGUCGGCUUUUGCCCUGUUUAAAUUUACUCAGUCGCUGGCCGCCGCCGCGUGCUUCUUCUACUCGUCGCGCGCUCUGCUGUCCGUGCAGCUGGGCGUCCUGGGCGUGCUGGGCACGCUGGGCACGGCGGCCUUCUGCCGCGUGGAGGUGCGCGCGCGCGCGCGGCGCCGCGCCGAGGCGCAGGACCUGGACGAGAAGACGCCCGCCACGCACUCGCUCGCCGACAACGCUUUACAUUACGACUGAACAGAGAAAACUAAAUUCUGAUCUAUUGGGAGUCAAUAUUGCUAUUGACUAGUUUUAUUGACAGCAUAUAACGAUACGGUCUAAACUGAUGGGUGCCAUUAAAUGAGCCGUUUACCCUAUAAAUUAUAAAUAGGCUUACAUUGUACCGUCGAGGCUUCAUUAAAUCGUAUCUACCUAAUGUGAUAUUUGUAACGUAACUUUUGUUUUUGACGACCUCCUGAGAUCCAGAAGCGGUUAUUUUGUUUUUAAAUUUGAACCAUUUGUUCGGGCUUUGUUAUCCAUUAAAAGUUCAAAAUGGAUUGUGAAAUAUGAAAAAAAAAUUGUGCGGAGGUUCAAGGAGGUUAAACGUCAGUUAUGUAAGGGUUGCCGAUCACUGUCAGCUAAUUGACGGGGUGACAUGAAUAUGUCCAGGUAUGUUAUAGCUACUAUAAACUCGAAUAAAAUGUGCUUUUAAGUACUAAAAAAAAUUAAUAAAGCAAUUCUUGUAUAUAUGUAUAUUUAUAUAUUUAGGUGAUCUUGGAUACGGCUCUAUUUCGAUGAAAUUUGCUACGUAGAAUCAGAAAUAAUUUAUUUUCGUUUUAUAAAACUUAAAUUACAUACAGAAGUAUAUAUAACAAAAAAAAAAGACUAAAACGUAGGGGUUUUCGGGGGCGAAAAAUCAAUCUAACUAGGUCUUAUCUCUGAGAAAGCGCGCGUUUUUGAGUUUUUAUAUGUUUUCCGAGCAAAGCUCGGUUUCCUGGAUAUUAAAUUAUUAUAUAAGUACCUCAUGUGUUUGCUGGCCAGGCUACGCUAGGCUUAUUCCUGGAGGAUAAAAAAGCCGAGUUUAUAAUAUUGAAAUUCAAAUUGAUUCCAACAAUGUAUUGCAGAUUUUAUAAAAUACUUGUAUGUUUUAAUAUUAGGUACAUUUAUUUUAUCAGUUUUCUUUUUAAUCACAUAUUAGUUUAUGUUUGUUAUUUGAUAUUUUACACGCCUCGCAGCUUAGAGAUUGCAUUUUUUGCAAGUGUAUAGAUAGGUAUUUUAAUUAUGCACAUGUAGAUUGUUUAAGUUAACUACUUUAACUGUACUUGUUUAUGUAUAAUAUUUUAUAUCCAUAUGCAUUAAGGAUAGAAGUUGUGCGAGACAAUGUACAUUAUGAUGUCCUGGUUAUCACAAGAUAUUUGCUUAUGUUAAAUAAAAACCUUAUUAUCUAUAGCCAUAUACCCAAAAAAUAUAGACUAUAUGGGAAUGGAACAUGACAAAUCCUGUUUUGUAUGUUUCAUAGUAAAAUGGUAACAGAAGGUGCUGUCAGAUUUUAAGAAUGAUAUAUGAUAUUGUAAAUAAAAAUUAGAUAUUUUUUUAAAUGAAAGAAACUAGAACGAACAUAAUGUGAAUAAAUAAUGACGAAAAUUAUAAGGCACACAUAAAUAUUGUAAAUUGUAUAUAAAUUAAUAUUGAAUGUCUUCAAUUAUCACACAUUUGUAUGGAUAUAUGGGUUAUAGAUAUCUAUAUUUCAAGUAUUUGCCACAAAUUUUAUGUUGACAAUUGACAUGUUAUAUUAUGAUAUUAAAAUGGCUGUGGCCAAAUUAACUCCAAACUUCAAUAGCACAUUCCUAUUUUCACAAAUAUUAAAAUUAUGUAUUUCUGUUGUCAUCUUAGGUAUGAAAGGAGAGCAUAUGGGUUAAUGAACUAGAGUCAGACCCAGAUAAGUUGGCAGCGAUUUUGACAGCCCAGGCAAUGCAAGUGUUAUUUUAAACAUCAAACUUCUAUGAAAUUAUGAUGUUUACCUAACACUUGCACGGGCUGGGCUAUCAAAAUCAUUGCCAACUUAGCUCGGUCUGACUCUAUUUCUUGUGUUAUACUGUCCCGUGAGCCAGGAGACAAUAUUAGCAUAGUUUCUUAGAAGACUUCUACUAGCAUGCUUAGUAGAAUGCUAUUAUGGAUAGGGUUUAUAACUACCACAAAAAUUCAUGUUUAGUUUAUUGAAAUACCAUAAAACCCAGGUUUUAUUUUAAGAGAGGCCCAGGAGAAUGUAACCAUGGCAAUGAGGGACAAGAAAAAGUUGAUAAACCCAUAUAAACCUUGCCUACUGUAAUUGUAAUGCAUGCAUUCCUGAGAUAAUUAAAUGUAUUCCUUUAAACAUUCCAUUGCUUUAUACUAAUUGGUAACUAAUAACAGAAAUCUAAAUCAAACUAAAUUGGUAAUGUCUAGUCAAUUAUUUUUUUCCUGGCACUAUUUACUAGAUGUACUCUAACUUUGUUUAUAGAAAAAAUUACUUAAGAGUAGAUAUUAUCAUAUAAUUAUUAAGGCAAUAAAAUAUAUUAACAAAAA
Messenger RNA from Cydia pomonella (codling moth), 3973 nucleotides. Its product is annotated as UNC93-like protein MFSD11. Lineage: Eukaryota; Metazoa; Arthropoda; Insecta; Lepidoptera; Tortricidae. The record is from RefSeq and is a predicted model, not a curated record. The transcript has 8 exons. The coding region runs from base 305 to 1666 and encodes 453 amino acids.